Molecule: messenger RNA, 3009 nt
Organism: Medicago truncatula (barrel medic)
Lineage: Eukaryota; Viridiplantae; Streptophyta; Magnoliopsida; Fabales; Fabaceae
Product: receptor-like protein 6
Exons: 1
Coding region: 1-3009 (1002 amino acids)
Molecular function (GO): protein binding
Source: RefSeq, a predicted model, not a curated record
AUGAGAAUUUCAUUCCUUCUCUGUUACUACUGCAUAUAUAUCACUCAUGCCUCAGCCAUAUGUCUUGAGGAUCAACAAUCAUUGUUGCUCCAAUUCAAAAAAAAUCUCACAUUUCAUCCUGAAGGUUCUACCAAACUAAUAUUGUGGAAUAAAACCACUGCUUGCUGCAAUUGGAGUGGUGUAACUUGUGACAAUGAGGGACAUGUUAUUGGCCUUGACCUUAGUGACGAAGAUAUCCAUGGUGGAUUUAACGAUUCAAGCAGUCUUUUCAAUCUCCUACAUCUCAAAAAACUGAACUUGGCUUAUAACAAUUUCAAUUCUCUAAUUCCAUCAGGAUUCAGCAAAUUGGAGAAGUUGACUUAUCUGAAUUUGUCAAAGGCUAGCUUUGUGGGGCAGAUUCCAAUUGAGAUUUCACAACUUACAAGGUUGGUUACUCUUGAUCUCUCUUUUGAUGUCGUUCGCACGAAACCUAAUAUCCCAAAUUUACAAAAGUUUAUCCAAAAUCUCACCAAUAUUAGGCAACUGUAUCUAGAUGGUAUAACUAUAACAUCUCAGAGACAUAAAUGGAGCAAUGCUUUGAUACCUUUGCGUGACCUACAAGAAUUGAGCAUGUCUAAUUGUGAUUUGUCAGGAUCCCUUGAUUCUUCCCUAUCAAGACUACAGAACCUGUCAGUCAUUAUUCUUUAUCGAAACAAUUUUUCAUCCUCAUUGCCAGAAACAUUUGCCAAUUUUAAAAACCUAACCACCCUCAAUCUUCGAAAGUGUGGAUUGAUCGGUACAUUUCCACAAAAGAUCUUCCAAAUUAGGACACUGUCAGUUAUUGACUUAUCUGGCAACCCCAAUCUCCAAGUUUUUUUUCCAGACUACUCACUUAGUGAAUCUCUUCAUAGCAUUAUAUUGCGUAACACAAGCUUCUCUGGACCACUUCCACACAACAUCGGUAACAUGACAAACUUAUUGGAAUUGGAUCUUUCUUACUGUCAACUAUAUGGAACACUUCCCAAUUCACUGUCAAACCUCACACAACUUAUAUGGCUAGACCUUUCUCAUAAUGAUUUAAGUGGUGUAAUUCCAUCAUACCUUUUUACACUCCCAUCAUUGGAGGAGAUUUAUCUUGCAUCCAACCAGUUUAGUAAAUUUGACGAAUUCAUAAAUGUGUCUUCCAAUGUGAUGGAAUUCCUUGAUUUAAGUAGCAAUAAUCUAUCAGGGCCUUUUCCAACAUCUAUCUUCCAGCUCCGUUCACUUUCUUUCCUCUAUCUUUCCUCUAAUAGGUUGAAUGGGUCACUACAACUAGAUGAGCUUUUGAAGCUUAGUAAUUUAUUAGGACUAGACCUUUCAUACAACAACAUAUCAAUAAAUGAGAAUGAUGCAAAUGCUGACCAGACUGCCUUUCCCAAUUUUGAACUUCUUUAUUUAUCAUCCUGCAACUUGAAAACUUUCCCUAGAUUCUUGAGAAAUCAAUCAACAUUGCUAUCUCUAGACCUUUCACAUAACCAAAUUCAAGGAGCAGUGCCCAAUUGGAUUUGGAAACUACAGAGUCUUCAACAACUUAAUAUUUCACACAAUUUUCUCACAGAAUUGGAAGGUUCUUUGCAAAAUCUUACUUCCAUUUGGGUAUUAGACCUUCAUAACAACCAAAUUCAAGGAACAAUACCUGUUUUUCCUGAAUUUAUUCAGUAUUUGGAUUACUCAACCAAUAAAUUCUCUGUUAUCCCACAUGAUAUUGGUAAUUACUUGUCUUCCAUAUUGUAUCUAUCUCUUUCAAAUAAUAAUUUACAUGGAACCAUCCCUCAUUCCCUCUUCAAAGCUUCAAAUCUUCAAGUGCUUGAUAUUUCCUUCAACAACAUUUCUGGAACAAUUCCUCCAUGUUUAAUCACAAUGACUAGUACCCUUCAGGCAUUAAAUUUGAGGAAUAACAAUCUAAAUAGCUCCAUACCAGAUAUGUUUCCAACUUCUUGUGUUGCAAGCUCUUUGAACUUCCAUGGAAAUCUCUUACAUGGGCCAAUUCCCAAGUCCCUCUCCCACUGCUCAUCGUUAAAGCUAUUGGACAUUGGAUCAAAUCAAAUAGUUGGUGGUUUUCCAUGCUUCGUGAAGAAUAUACCAACACUUAGUGUAUUGGUUUUGCGGAACAACAAACUUCAUGGUUCCAUAGAAUGUUCACAUCAUUCACUAGAAAAUAAGCCUUGGAAAAUGAUUCAAAUUGUGGACAUUGCUUUCAACAAUUUCAACGGAAAACUACAAGAAAAAUACUUUGCAACAUGGGAAAAAAUGAAGAAUGAUGAAAACAAUGUUCUAUCAGACUUUAUCCACACGGGGGAAAGGACAGACUACACAUAUUAUCAGGAUAGUGUGACAAUUUCUACUAAAGGUCAAGUGAUGCAGUUGCUUAAAAUUUUAACAAUCUUUACAGCCAUUGAUUUCUCAUCAAAUCAUUUCGAAGGACCAAUACCACAUGUGUUGAUGGAAUUCAAAGCAAUCCAUUUUCUCAACUUUUCGAACAAUGGUUUCUAUGGUGAAAUUCCAUCAACUAUUGCAAACCUGAAACAACUAGAGUCCUUGGACCUCUCAAAUAACUCUUUGGUUGGUGAAAUUCCGGUGCAACUUGCAAGUUUGUCAUUCCUUUCUUAUUUGAACCUAUCCCUCAAUCAUUUGGUGGGGAAGAUUCCAACAGGUACCCAACUUCAGUCAUUUGAAGCAUCUUCGUUUAGAGGUAAUGAUGGACUAUAUGGUCCUCCGCUGAAUGCAACACUAUACUGUAAAAAGCAGGAUGAACUGCACCCACAACCAGCAUGUGAGAGGUUUGCUUGUUCAAUUGAACGGAAUUUUUUAAGUGUGGAAUUGGGAUUUAUUUUUGGACUUGGAAUCAUCGUUGGUCCCCUCUUGUUUUGGAAGAAAUGGAGAGUAAGUUAUUGGAAACUCGUAGACAAAAUUCUAUGUUUGAUUUUCCGGAGGAUGCAUUUUGAAUAUGUAACUGAUAGAGGACAGACAUACAGAAUUUUAAGGUGGUGA